AUGGAAACAUUAACGCCUCGUUUUGCAGACGUCGAUCAUUGCUUGAACACGGGCGUGAUCGAAGCCUCGACGGAUUCGGAUACCACCUGGUCUACCAUCAGAACCUGGCUGGCCGACUGCACCGAGCACCAUACAGCUUGCUCCUCGGCCAGGCCAGCAGGGCCUCUCCCAACCCGGGUCAUAGAGAUAACACCCGGCCAGCCUCUCAAGCUCGUCCUCGCCAGCGAGCUCGUGUCAUCGUCACCCGCCGACUACGCGACUCUGAGCCACUGCUGGGGCUCGCACAUGCCGCUACGGCUCCUGACGUCGAAUCUCUCUUACCUGCUGCGCGAGAUCCCCCUUGAGAAGCUCAGCAAGACCUUUCAGCACGCCGUCGCCAUCGCGCGCCGCAUGGAGGUUACCUACCUCUGGAUCGACAGCCUCUGCAUCAUCCAGGACUCCGCGUCCGACUGGCUCGCGGAGUCGGCGACCAUGGCCUCCGUCUACUCCAACGCGCGCUUCAACAUAUCCGCCGCGCAUGCGCCGGACGGCAACGGAGGCUGCUUCGCCACCCGCGACCCGGCAGCCGCGCUCGCACCGCUGCACGUACACGUCCCCUGGGCCGGCUGGGGGACCUCGCCGGGUUCGCGCGCCGUGCUGGAGAGACACUGGUGGCGGCGGCACGUGGAUGCGGCGCCGCUUCUGCAGCGGGCGUGGGUGUUUCAGGAGCAGGUCCUCGCGAGGCGCAACUUGAUCUUUGGGGACGUCGAGGUCCUGUUCGUGUGUCGCGAGACGGUGGCCAGCGAGCAGUUCCCCUCUGGGAUCCCGGAGCGGCUGUGGGAUGCCCUGGUAGAGGAGUUUUCCGGACGCAACCUCACGCGCGGGACCGACAAGCUCAUCGCCUUCUCGGCCGUUGCGUCGCAGAUGCGCCGGCACAUCCGCAGCGACUAUCUGGCCGGGCUGUGGCGAGUCUACCUGCCGGGCCAGCUGCUGUGGUGGAUCAACUCCAUGCAUGCGGAGCUUCAACCGCGGCCGGAGUGUGAUUACAUUGCGCCGAGCUGGUCGUGGGCGUCG
Molecule: messenger RNA, 1053 nt
Organism: Trichoderma citrinoviride
Lineage: Eukaryota; Fungi; Ascomycota; Sordariomycetes; Hypocreales; Hypocreaceae
Product: HET-domain-containing protein
Exons: 2
Source: RefSeq, a predicted model, not a curated record